Molecule: messenger RNA, 720 nt
Organism: Dioscorea cayenensis subsp. rotundata (Guinea yam)
Lineage: Eukaryota; Viridiplantae; Streptophyta; Magnoliopsida; Dioscoreales; Dioscoreaceae
Exons: 2
Coding region: 8-697 (229 amino acids)
Source: RefSeq, a predicted model, not a curated record
GAGAGAAAUGGAAUGGAGUAAGGUUUGCAUGGAUGUGAUAAUGAUUCCAUCAGGGGUGUUGUUUCCAAUAGUGUAUCAUGGCUGGCUCUUCUACAUGGUAAGGACUCGACCUCAGAGAACAAACCUUGGUAUUGAUGCUGUUGGCCAACAAUUAUGGAUCUCUGCCAUGUUGAAGGACAAUGACAAGAAGAACAUACUGGCAGUGCAAACACUGAGGAACAGCAUAAUGAGCUCCACACUAAUGGCCAGCACCUGCAUCCUCAUCUGUUGCGGCCUUUUAACCUUCACCAGCAACAUAUAUUCACACAGAUCCUAUGAGACAUCGACCUUUGACAGUUCCGGAGCCAUCACUCUUGCCUUCAAGUCUGCCACGUUGGUCCUCGUCUUCCUCUCCGUCUUUGUCUCCCAAGCUCUCUCCAUUAUGUUCCUCAACCAGGUUGGCAUUCUCAUCAACAUCCUGACAAUGGAAUGUUGCACCAUUACUGAACAACAUGUCUAUAUAUUGCUGAGGAAAGGAAUAUUUCUCAAUACUGUCGGCAACAGGCUGUUCUUCAUUGCUCUUCCUUUGAUACUCUGGUUGUUUGGGCCAAUCCCCGUCUUUGUCUGUUCUCUGGCUACGGUUCCUGUCUUGUAUAACCUCGACAUUGUACCUGGAGAAAAGAAGCCGGUUAUCGGAGUAAGGGUGGCCAAUGCCUGAAGGAGCAAUGAUGCUUUCUCUGC